AUGUUGGCGGCGCGCAUGUGGAUGGGGCUCGCUGCGCUCGCCGCAAGCAGUCGCAUGGCUGAUGGCAGACAGGUGCACGUGAACCUUACGACGUCCUAUCUCGCGUCUCCGCUGUAUCCUAUCUUGGAAACGUCGGAAUUCCUGUCGCAGGACGACCCAGCACUGUUUUUCAAGUACCUUUCCGCAGUGAAUAUGCGCCAUAACGCGAUCAAAGACAAGCACGACGUCAAUUACACCAAAGUAGCGUUAGAAGCUGCGGCGGACGUGUUGCCGGAGGACUCGUCGGUGUCGCGUUUGCUUCCGUUUGUCUUGCAAACGCGUGCGCAUUCGCCGUCGAUCGAACUGUUCCAUCAGUUGGCGAUCGAAUCUGCCUUCAAAGGGUGCCCCAACGAGACGGUCUCGGCAUGGGCGAUCAUCUAUCGCAGCGCUGGGUGUGCGGACGCUGUGAUGUGCGACGUCGAGGACUUUGAUAGCUCAGUUCUUGACGCCGCCGCGCCAGCUCUCGAUGACUCGGAGCGCACAUGCGCUGCUUCAGGUCAACAUGACUUUUACCUUCCAGUGGAUCACGUGUACCCGUCGACCGCCAGUGUUGCUGCCAACGCCCCGCACGUGGUUGUGUAUGGCGAGCUGACAUCGCCAUCGUUCCAAGCGUUCCAUUCGAAGUUACUCCCUCUCGCCGUGGCGGGCAGCAUCAAGUACAUCGUACGUCAUGCGCCGACCAACAACACGUUGCCCGUGCUCGUCCACGGAUACGGUGUCACGCUGCACGUCAAGAACAUGGAGUACAAGACCUUCGACGAUUCCAAGACUUCCAAAUCGUCAUCGAAUGGCACGUCGGUGGAUAUCGACGACGACCAAGAUGACUUUGUCGUGUCUGUGAUGAUGAAGAAGCACGACGAAGUCGCACAGGCCCUUCGAAAUUACCUUGAGGACUUUGACGACGCGAGUGCAGUGGACGAAUUCGCCAGCGACGACGUCGACGAUGCCAAGAAGAAGGCGCCGUGGCAGUUGACGCAGCUUGGGUACUUGGCGAUGCAGUACAUCAUGGCGUCGGCGGAUCCGUUGAAGCGGCUGCAGUUGCUGUCGCAAAACUUUCCCAAGUAUGCAUCGUCGCUCGUCCUCACGUCGAAACCGGUCGCUGCGGAAACGAUCGAAGCCAUGGGUUUGGUCCGCAAUCAAGUCAUUUCCCAGCGUCUGCACAACCGCAUUGUCGUGAAUGGGCUGCCAGUCGAUUUCAACGAGUACGGAUUCAACGCGUUCGACUUUUUGAAGUCCUUGUCCGGUGAGCUUCGUUUGGCCGACACGUUGGCGAAGUUGGACCCGUCCGGCACGAUCCGUGGCGCGGUGGGAUCGUUGUCGAGUGCCCCAGCUGAUGUGCGCAUCACGCUUCGCGGUCCCGUCGAUGGUUUCGCCCCACUGUACUUGAACUCGAUUGAGACGGACGAAGAAACAGAAGAUUGGCCCACCGACAUGGGAAUAUUGCGUGCACCGACGUGGAACUUGAUCUACUUGCGUAAAGUCAUGUACGAGCUCAUCUUGGUCGUGGAUCCUACCACCAAGGAAGGCAUUGAAGCACUGAACGAGGUCAACUUUCUUCGCAAUCGCCAAGCACCGAUCCAGUUUGGUGUGCUUUGGACGUCACCACAGUUGCUCGCGCUCAGCGCCGAGGAGCGUGCAGCGUAUACGCCAAGCGUACGAGAUGAAGACCUUGCCACGGUAUUCCACGUGGCCAAAAUGUUUCACGCUGCCAAGAAACACAGCAAGGCUGCGCGUGACAAGUACCUUCGCGAAGUGGUCAGUGUGAACGACUUGAAAGUGAAGGAAGUUUUGCAAAUGUACAGCCAAGCAGUCGGUGAACGCUUUUCGAACGAUGCGUGGCUCGAGGAUGCCAAAGCAAUUCUGACGGACGGUGACAACGAUCCCGUCUGGGCCAUGACGGAUCUCGUCGCCGCCAAGAAACUCCCGAUAAACUCUCAUGUGUUCAACGGCGUCGUUCGCAACCAUGUGCAUGUGCAGGAAGACAUUAUGUCGCAUUUUGGACGCGAUCAAUCCCUGUACCAAGAACUGGUUCGCGGAGACAAGAUCACCGACGAUGCCGACAUGCUGAAUGAGCUGGUCGGGAGCGAAGAAUCGUAUGCAGUCUACUGCCCGUGGUUCGACCCGAGGUACCAAGCGCCGCGCACGGUGCCCGAGUUCAGUUGGGACGAACCGGCGUGGAAGCAAGUUGGAUCUUUUCACGCAGCCGGCACCGCCUCCAAACCCAAACGUCAAAACGUGCUGCUGCUGGCCAAUUUGGACACUGCCACCGGCGCCCAAAGCGCCUACCAAGCGUUGAAGCGAGUGCCCGACUACCCCGACCUUGGCUUGACCAUCGUGCACACCGGCGCAUCAUCCAACACACUUGGCCAUCGCGUGUCAUACAUGUUGUCUCAGCUCGGCCACACCGACUCGACCACGUACAUGGCCGUGGUGCUGGAGGUGCUCCGAUUGAUGUCAAAGAAGCCCGAAGCUGACGUGUUGACCCAUGCGCGCUUGUUUCUCCAACUGCACUUGGACGCGGCGCCAAACGACAAGAUUCUAACCAAACUGAACGAAUGGUUGACAUCGACGCCGUCGUUCAGCCACCCAUUUUCAUUCAAGGUCGAUCCCCAUAACCAUGUGAUUUACGUCAACGGGCGCCCGUUGGAUUUGGCGGCGAGUCCCCUCUCGGCCGAACACUUUGACGUCCUUGUCGUACACGAGGCUUCCACUCGUUCCAAGGCAGUGUCCAAGGCGUACGUGGCGCAGUUCAAGCAUGACAACUUGUCUGUCGAAGAUGCGGCGGACAAGAGCUUGGCCUUCAACCUCGUCAUGAACGCGAUUGAUGAAUAUUUGAAGGUUCGUCGAGUGCCGUCGGUCCUGCCAGAGGUGAACCCGCUCUACUCGUACGAAACACCAACAUCCCAGCCGUCUGGGCUGGACGUGGUGGCGUAUUUGGAUCCGUUGAGCGAGACGGCUCAACGGGCCAGCGGCAUCCUGCGCAUGCUGGCGAGUGUGCUACACGCCAAGAUCACACUGGUGCUGCUGCCGUCUCCAAGUUAUGAAGAAUUUCCGUUGAAGCGAUUUUACAGGUUCCUGUGGGGCGGGUCCGAAUCGUCCAGUGUCGACUUCCUACGCCUGCCCCGCAAACCGGUCCUCACGCUCAACAUCGAACCCCCCGAACUGUGGAAUGUCCAAAUGAUUCAGAGCGACGUCGACGUGGAUAAUAUCCAGGACGACGCGUCCGCGACCUUCUACAUCAAGGACGUGCUUGUAUACGGCCAGUGCGUCGACAGAACGAUCGUGCAUUAUCCGUCGUUGCCGAACGGGCUGCAACUGACACUGGAGCGGUCAGCAGGCACCGUCCAUUCGCACAAAGACACAGUCGUGAUGAAGAACCUGGGGUACUUUCAGCUGCAAGCGGCGCCAGGGGUGUGGGAAUUGGGGCUUGCCAAGGGCCGCCACUCCAAGCUGUACGAAUUGGUCAUCCAGGAGGACCGGGCGACCACCGUCCCCGUGAUCGUAUACGAUUUUUUAUCGUCUACGCUGCAGCUCGUGGUGAAAAAGCAGCACGGUCAAGAAUCCGUGCGCCUUUUGGAUGAAGACGAGCCCGCACACAAGACUACGGGUGAAGCGGUGGAAGAAAAAUCGUACUGGAGAUCGCUUGUGCAGUGGGGCAGCGACCCACCGUCGUCGAAACGCGAUGCACGCUCAGGCGACACCAUUCACGUGUUUUCGUUGGCCACAGGUGCUUGGACACCGUACAUUCUAUCGAUGCGCGGGCGCUAAUCGUCAAGGUGCAGGCCACUUGUACGAGCGCAUGCUCAAGUUGAUGAUGCUGAGUGUGAUGAAGCGGACAAAGAACCCGGUCACGUUUUGGCUGCUCGAAAACUUUUUGUCGCCAGACUUCAAGAACAGCGUGGGUGCGCUGCAGGCGGAAUUCGGCAUGGACAUUCGUUUCAUCACGUACAAAUGGCCCAACUGGUUGCGCCGUCAAACGGAGAAGCAGCGUAUCAUUUGGGGCUACAAGAUUCUUUUUCUCGACGUGCUGUUUCCCCUUGGCGUUGAAAAAAUCAUCUACGUUGACGCAGACCAGGUCGUUCGCGCCGACUUGAAUGAGCUCUGGACGAUGGAUCUGCAAGGACGGCCGUAUGGGUACACGCCAUUUUGCGAUUCCCGCAACGUCGGGUUUCAAUUUUGGCGGACAGGGUACUGGAAGGACCACCUGCGCGGGAAGCCAUACCACAUCAGCGCGCUGUACGUGGUGGACUUGGUCAAGUUCAAGCGCAUGGCGGCAGGAGACUCUCUGCGAGCGAUUUAUGACCAACUGAGUGCCGACCCGCACUCGUUGUCCAACUUGGACCAAGACUUGCCCAACUACGCGCAGCAUCAAAUUCCCAUCUUUUCACUGCCCCAGGUGCGGGACGGCGCCGUUUCGGGUCGACGUUCAUGACAUGUGUAGGAAUGGCUGUGGUGCGAAAGCUGGUGCAGCGACGAGUCGAAACGACUUGCCAAAACAAUCGACUUGUGCAACAACCCCAAGCACAAAGAACCGAAACUCGACAUGGCGAAACGAGUCAUCUCAGGCGAUUUGUUUCCCGAGAGUUGGCUCGAGUUGGAUGCUGAAGUCAAGGCAGCGGAAGCAGCGUAUGCCGAAGGACCACACUUGGAUGUGUAACGCGCUCGUAACUCGAUCGUGUCGUCCGUGCGUCGGUCGAGUGUUUUGUAGUGGGUGAGAGGCA
This is a messenger RNA of Aphanomyces invadans, 4760 nucleotides long. RefSeq lists its product as hypothetical. NCBI's taxonomy places the organism in Eukaryota, Oomycota, Saprolegniomycetes, Saprolegniales, Verrucalvaceae. The transcript is spliced from 16 exons. The record is from RefSeq and is a predicted model, not a curated record. Gene Ontology annotation, cellular component: endoplasmic reticulum. The coding region runs from base 1 to 3807 and encodes 1268 amino acids. Gene Ontology annotation, molecular function: UDP-glucose:glycoprotein glucosyltransferase activity.